GACCUUCCUCUUUGCGCGUCGCAGCCGAGGGUCCGCCCCCUGGUUCGACGCAGUGUGCUGUGACAGCGUGGGAUCAAAACUUCGUACAUUUCGUGAUUUUUUUCUUAUUUAAAUGUUGAUAAAGUUGAGUGAAACCAAUUUAUACCGACACUUUCCGUUGUAUAGACCGCCAAACACAUGCCAUAGAUGAUGUCUCGCGAAGAGGACCUAGUUCGGAUUGCCAAAAAACUGGACAAGAUGGUGUCUAGAAAUAACAUGGAUGGAGCUUUGGACCUGUUGAAAGAGCUGCAGAAUUUCAACGUGACUCUGAAACUGUUGCAGGACACACGGAUUGGCAUGUCUGUAAAUGCACUCAGGAAGCACUGCACGGAUGAGGAAGUGAAUGCACUUGCAAAGAUUCUGAUCAAGAACUGGAAGAGGCUCCUGGAAUCUGCUCAACACGAAAAGGCUGAAAAAUCAAAUGAUAUAAAAAAUGGAACAGAUUCCGCCAAACCACCUGGAAAGAUCUCAAGGGGGCCUUCGGAGGAUGAGCCCAGAAAGGACGUGGUGAAAAAUGGCACUCUCCACUCCACCCCUACCCCUUCCGCUCGACCUCCUCCCCUCAAUCCGCCUCCUCCGGCCCCGAAUCGACGCCUGGAGAUGAUGCGAGAGAGCAAAACGCUCAUGGACGAGCUGUUUCCUCCUCCACCCCCCAUUCAUAUUCCCAGGCGGCAGUCUGUGGAGGUCAAGAGAGAGAGACAUGAAAUCCCUGGCCUGGGCUGGGACAGCCCUCCAAGACCAUCUCUAGAUAUGAAGGAUGUUAAGAAGGACAGAAAAAAUGACAAUGGCAAAGCCCCAAGACCUCGUCGUCCCUCCUCCCCUCUCCGCUCUCGUCCAUCCUUCAAGCCUCGCCGCCUUUCCCUGGACAAAAAGAAAGAGAGGAAAAAAAAGCCUGAGAAAAAAGAACGGUCCCCUAAACCUUACACUCCUUUCAAGAUCCCCCCAGCCCUUGAGAUGAAAGAGAGGUCAGCCCACCUCCACAACACACCCUUGCGUGUGUGUGUGUGUCUGUGUGUGUGUGUGUGUGUGUGCGCGUGUGUGUGUGUGUGUGUGUGUGUGUGUGUGUGUGUGUGUGUGUGUGUGUGCGUGUGUGUGCGUGUGCGUGUGUGUGUGUGUUUGUGUAUUCAUCUUAUCAGCAACACUCUCAUCUUCUGUAUGUUUUCCAUUUUCCUGAGAAUGGCAUCCCCUGAAUGGUAUAACACGUGUGUUGUCUCUGAUGGUGGCUUGUUCAGAAAGGACCCACCAGACCCCAACGCUCCUUUUGCCCCCCUCCCCUUCCAUCUGCACCCCCCACCCAUGAAGAAGGAGAGAAAAGAGUCUACAGACUCCAACUCCCCCGUGGCUUCCUUUCCUUCUCCUCCAGUGAAGAAAGAGAAAGAGAAGCAAAAAGAGAAAGAGAAGGAGAAAGAGAAGGAGAAGGAGAAAGAGAAGGAGAAGGAGAAGGAGAAGGAGAAGGAGAAGGAGAAGGAGAAGGAGAAGGAGAAGGAGAAAGAGAAGGAGAAGGAGAAGGAGAGGUCAGCCAAUGUGUGGCUCAUGAUGUGCAUGCAUAACACAUGUAUUGGCAUGGUGGCAAAUUAUGGGCAUUUUACCACUCCCGAAAAAAUUAUGUUCUUUCCCGCGAAGCCCUCUGCCCCCCCACCCGCGAAGCCCUCUGCCCCCCCACCCGCGAAGCCCUCGACGGAGGAUGGGCAGGAGAAGAGGAAGGACAGAAAGGACUCGUCAGACUCCAAGCAUCACUCACAGAAGCACUUGUCUGGCCAUUCAAAGAAGGAGAGAAAAGAUUCAGGGGAUGGUAAACCUCCUAAAAAGCACUCUGUGGAUGGCAAAAAAGAAAGGAAAGACUCGUCGGAUUCCAAACACACGUCCAUGAAAAGGCCGAGCCUGGAUGGAAAGAAAGAAAGGAGGGAAUCCUCUGAGGCGAAGCCAGGUCACCAUGUGAAACGGCAACUGAGCGAAUCGAAACCUGAGCGACAAGACUCAUCCAGCUCAAGGUCUGGAAGCUCACCGCCUGCCAAGAAGCUCUCUGGAGAGAGGAGGGAGUCACAUGGCUCCAAGGCGCCUCCUCUCCCUGCCUUGCAAAGGAAGCCUUCCACUGACAGCCUAGACGGACGCAAGGGGAAACCAGACACCCCCAAGAGUCCGACUACGCCCACAAGUCCCAUGUCGCCGUCCUUCAGCUCCUCAGGGGGUCCUCUGUCACCAGGGCUACUUACAGGGGACUCUAUCCGGGACAAGUGCAUCGAGAUGCUGACAGCUGCACUACGCACAGACGAUGACUAUAAAAUCUACGGGACAAACUGCGAUGGCAUGGCAUCAGAAAUUGAAGACUAUAUCUACAAGGAGCUCAGGGCCACAGACAUGAAAUACAAGAACAGGGUGCGGAGCCGCAUCAGCAACCUGAAGGACCCAAAGAACCCCAACCUGCGCAAGAACGUGCUCAACGGAUCCAUCGAACUGACUCGAUUCGCCACCAUGACUGCUGAGGAGAUGGCGAGUGAUGAGUUGAAGCAGCUGCGUGACCACCUGACCCAGGAGGCCAUCCGAGAGCACCAGAUGGCCAAGACGUCAGGCACCACUACAGACCUGCUGCAGUGCGGCAAGUGCAGGAAGAAGAACUGCACCUACAACCAGGUUCAGACCCGCAGUGCUGAUGAGCCCAUGACCACCUUUGUGCUGUGCAACGAGUGUGGCAACCGCUGGAAGUUCUGCUGAUUUCAGGAUGGCACAUCUACCAAGACACUCAGAAGCCUUUUCAGAAGAAGAAAUGGAGAGACCUUUUGCUAUUAUUGCCAAACCGCUUGAAAUCUGUUGCUGACUUUUUGAGAUUUAUGAUUUGUUGAAUUUCAUUUCCGAUGGUGAUGAAUGUCUCUUUUUUUUCCAUACAGGGAUGUUUGUGUCACAUCCCAACAAGCUAAGUUAAAUCAUAUAUUUGAUAUGAUUGAUUUCAUGGAUUGAUUUAGAGUGAAUUUUCUAAUGUUGAUAAUGUCAUAAUGUUAAAUUAAAUAUAUUUUAAAUUAAAAAAACAAACAAACGCAAGGACGAUUAAAAUGCUGAGGCCAACAUCUUGAAGAAUACACAUCUUAGGUUGAAUUUCAAAGGUGAAAUUUCACCCACCCAUGAAAGAGAAAAUGUUUAUUUAUGAAGCAGCAGAGCCCAUUUAUCUUAAGAGUUAUUUGUAUCUUUGUAACGCCACAUUCACAAUCAUCAGCUGUGUAGGAGGAGGAGGAGGAAGUGCCCAUCUGUCCAGGUUACUGCAGAUAACACUGUAAGGACAGGGAGCAAUCAUUUUUUUUAUUACCUGCAAGAUUCAAAAAGCAUUCUCACUAGCAUGUUGCUUUCAGAAGACGAUGGACUCGUCCUCAAUACAAACUUGCUCAAUACAGUAGCAACUGCUUGGCCCUGGAAGCCCCGUUGUAUUCUCAUUCAUUAGUAUGAGUGGAAUUUUAGACUAGAUUGCCGUUCAGAAUUAACUACAUAAAACUUCCAUGCAGUGACCAUUUUGCUUUAACUUCGUUCACUACAUUUCGGUGUCAGACCUUCAUCAGCUUAAUUAUCAGGUCAAUGCACCUCACAAAGGUCUAAGACCGAAACAUUGUUAAUGAAGUUAAAGUGAAAUGAUCUGUGUGCAGGAGUUUUGUUGAGAUGUUGACAGACCGCUGGACCCAUUUAGCUUAAUUUCAUGCUCAUAACGAAGGUGCUUAAACAGUGUUUAAAUAGUUAUGUUUAGGAGUUAGGCUAUACGUACAACAUCACAUGCAACUGGUUGACAACUUUAUCUACUGUAAUAGAUGUAAUAGAAAGAUGGGAACAUGCAGUAAUAAUAAGCUUGCUUGCAACUGAGAACAAUACUUUUAGAGUAGCUCAAUACUUGGUUAAAUACAAUGGGCAAACCGAUGUUGUACACAUUUGUAUAUAUGACAAUUGGUUUUAAAUAAAAAAGCGAUAAUUGAGAGAUUAUUUCAUGUUUUUU
Molecule: messenger RNA, 4009 nt
Organism: Engraulis encrasicolus (European anchovy)
Lineage: Eukaryota; Metazoa; Chordata; Actinopteri; Clupeiformes; Engraulidae
Gene: tcea3
Product: transcription elongation factor A (SII), 3
Exons: 24
Coding region: 187-2751 (854 amino acids)
Biological process (GO): DNA-templated transcription
Cellular component (GO): nucleus
Molecular function (GO): nucleic acid binding; zinc ion binding
Source: RefSeq, a predicted model, not a curated record